Messenger RNA from Sycon ciliatum, 2653 nucleotides. Its product is annotated as eukaryotic translation initiation factor 2-alpha kinase 3-like. The record is from RefSeq and is a predicted model, not a curated record. NCBI's taxonomy places the organism in Eukaryota, Metazoa, Porifera, Calcarea, Leucosolenida, Sycettidae. The coding region runs from base 56 to 2653 and encodes 865 amino acids. Gene Ontology annotation, biological process: protein phosphorylation. Gene Ontology annotation, cellular component: nucleus; cytoplasm. The transcript is spliced from 20 exons. Gene Ontology annotation, molecular function: eukaryotic translation initiation factor 2alpha kinase activity; ATP binding.
UAAGAAAGGAAAAAAAGGAAAACGAACCGCGGAGAGGCAUGAGAGAAUUAGGACAAUGCGGAUCAUGGAACUCCUUGUCAUCGGGUCAUUCUUGGGCGCUACGUGUGGGAAAGAGAUCGAAACGCCCAUGGUGAUGGCCUGUGAGCUUCGAACAUCAAGACACCAACUAGACGUCACUGUAUUGGCCUGCAAUGAUAGCAAGGCCGGAAACUCUUCUCUCGAUCCCUUGUGCGCUUCUGGAAAACCAUCGGAAGGCAAAUCGGCCCGAUACGGUCAGGUGUCAUCCAAUGCCCAGCAACAUCCUCCUUGUUAUAGCAACAUGCAUCCUGUCGUCAUUAGGAAGACAAUAAUUCAAGCCAGCGGACAUCAUGCGAAAAUGAAGAGAAAUGCUCGUUUUCUGAGCACGGCAGGAGAAUCGCUACAUCAACCCGUCUAUGGGAGGCAGUUGCCGACACAUGACAGCAUACAAGGACUUCGCAUGGAUUCGACCAUACGACUCCGAUCCAAAGAGUUGCCUUGCUUUCCUACCACAUCAGUAAUCUCCACUCGACUCACUCACUCGUACCUUUCCCAGCUGCACCAACAUGACGUGACGCACAGCUCUAUACCAGUCGUGCAUGAUGACCCGGGACGGUGCCAAUCUCCGACUCCUGUCAAGGACCAGCAGCAAUAUUUGAAUGUUGGCACUGCACGAGCUAGCGCCAGCAUGACAACAAGACCAAUGGAGAGUGCAAUGGCGAGUGCAAUGGAGAGUGCUGGCCCCAAUCCCACUCAAGGUAAGACACAAGGCUCAUCCAUUAGCCCUACUAGUGGUCGUUGGAUGCCACCUCUACAUGCCUUCUCCUCACCACACUUAGAUAUUGAGGCCAACCACCUUCAGUAUCAGCAUGAAAACGACAAGACACCUGACGUUGUAACUCUUCGUCUUUGCUGGAUGGAGGCUAUUUGGCUUAUGCUGACGUCAAGUUUUGUGAGCGUGCUGGCUUACAAGGCCUUCACUCGUCCUCAUCAAACAGACCGUCCCAAUGAUGAAAUGGUCAAGCGGCCUGCAGUUCAGAGCCUGCUAUCUUCAAGUCUGACAACUACUCUGAGCCUCCCUCCACUCCCAACACCACUGCUGCAGCGACGCAUUUCCUUGCAGCAUCAGUCCAGCACCAACUCAGACCAAGGGCACACCCCGUCAAGAUUUGACAACGACUUUGAGACUAUCCGCUAUUUGGGCCGUGGUGGAUUUGGCAAAGUGUUCCACGUACGCAAUGCCUUUGAUGGUCAGCCGUACGCUGUCAAGAGAAUUCGAUUGCCUACCAACUCUGAGGACCAACGUAAAGUGAUGCGUGAGGUGAAAGCACUGGCCGCUCUGGACCAUCAGAACAUCGUGCGCUACUACAAUGCUUGGAUGGAGGACCUACCUUUCGAUUACCCUGUCGCCAUAGCUUCACCGGACUGUGCGGCAGAGCAAAGCGACUUCUCAAUCUACGGUGUAUCCUCGGGUUCAGCUGACGAACGUUUUGGCCCGGCCGAUAAGGCCUCCGCUCAGUCUUCAACGGCCGAUUCAUUUACUGGUAGUCACUCAUCAACCCCCCUACACAACAUAGGACGCCAUCAUUGUCGUAAACACAUGCCAAGAAAGCCAUCUUUGGAUCACUUCACCGAUGACUCCACCGGAAUUGUGUUUUGCAGCAGCACGUCCGCUCGCUCUCGGAACUCGCUGAAUUCAUCAAGGGGCAUGCACUGCAGCCAGCUUGCAACAAUAGCAUCCAGCUCUGAAGAUGAACAACAAGAUAGCUCUAUGUAUGGCGCAAGCUCUGCAUCUGACGAUGGAGAUGGAGACUUGUUCAUGCCUGGCUGCAGCUCGGCAAGUGAUGCUGGACUUGCUCCUCUAAAACCGAAUCAUGACCGGCAUCACCAGCAUACUGAGCAGCGUCAGCAGCAGCAGUCCCGCAUGUACCUCUUCAUCCAGAUGCAGCUGUGUCGAGAGCAUGACCUGAAGCAGUGGCUGUGCCUGUGUGACAACGACCGCGACAUCGCCGUCUGCAUGAGAAUCUUCUAUCAGGUUGUGUCAGCUGUCAGCUAUGUCCACUCACGGGGUCUUAUGCACCGUGAUCUCAAGCCCUCAAAUGUCUUCUUUGCUGUGGAUGGUAACGUGAAAGUUGGCGACUUUGGUCUUGCCACUGCAUUUGAACUACCAGCCAAUGCCAGGAGUGAACAUGAUGGCAGUGUUGUCAGUGGUUCUGUUACCGAUGAUAAUGGUUGGAUACUCACUGAUGACCGUCACACUGGAGGUGUUGGAACUGAAGUCUACCAAAGCCCGGAACUCGCAAGUGGCAGUGAUUACAGUCAGAAAGUAGACAUCUUCUCCCUGGGUGUGAUCUUCUUUGAGCUACUCUACCCACUCACCACUGCCAUGGAGCGCUUCAAGAUCUUGCGUCUUGUUCGCGCUGGUGAUCUGCCGCAGGAUUUUACGAGCAACUAUCCUCAGGAGGCAUCUCUUGCAUCACAGAUGUUAUCAACAGAUCAACUGCUCCGUCCGAAUGCUCGAGACAUCAUGAAGCAUAGUGUCCUGAAGAAUGCAUUACUGGAUGAUGAGCUUGUUAGAGAGAAACUCGUGAAGAUUCUUGAUUCAUUUCCAUCCGUAUUUUCACACGAAGUAUAA